AUGUCAUCUGAAACACUGGAGCAGUACGACGUGGAAGAACGCCAACCAGCAGGGAAUCCUCCUCACUUCACACAAACCCUUGUCUCUACGGUCGCCGCCGAAGGAGAGUCGGCCAAGUUCGAGGGCAUUGUCACUGGCUGGCCUGUUCCUACUAUUGAAUGGAACAAAGAUGGCGUGCCGUUCACAAAAAACUCACUGCCGAACGUUGAUAUCAGUAAUAUUGGAGGAAGAGUUUCAUUGUUUUUCAAGCGUAACUUGUCAUGCCUUGCUCAAAGUGCUCAUGUAGCUUAUCUGCAGCGAGCCCAGCACAUGAGAAUUCUGCUACAUCUGACGUGUAGAGAUCCAAUUUUAAUAUAUGCAGAAGAUGAUGUUGCAGCGAAAACGAUUGCGCCUGACUUCAUUCAGCGACUGAUUAGCAAAGAAGUCGUUGAAGGAAACGAGCUGAAGUGGACUGUUCGAGUAACAGGAGACCCUAAGCCAAGGGUGACUUGGUUACGAGAUGGUGUGGAGAUCCCCGACUGCGAAGAAGUGAGGAUAAUCGAUGAAGGAAAUGGAAUACACUCUUUGAUAAUCGUUCGAGUGGAAAUGGCCGAUAGUGGGCAGUUCACCUGCCUAGCUGAGAACGUUGCGGGAGAGGCUCGAAGUACAGCAGACCUUGUCGUGCGUUCCGUGAACGGUCGACCAGGCAGUUACUUCCACGUAACAAAAGUGACACAAGAGAAACAGGUAGUAGAAUUUUAUAUUAAAUGA
Angiostrongylus costaricensis is the source of this 750-nucleotide messenger RNA. The record is from the annotation of a GenBank genome assembly. NCBI's taxonomy places the organism in Eukaryota, Metazoa, Nematoda, Chromadorea, Rhabditida, Metastrongylidae.